AUGAUAGUAGUAGAGAAAUCCUAUGCCGUCACUGAAUGGAUGAAACAGGCGAAAAAUUACAAUCAUUCAACAAAUCGUUGCUUAACAGGAAAUUCCUGUGACAGCUACAAGCGGGUUAUCAGCGACCAGACUACACACAUAGGAUGCGCAUAUCACAAAUGUGAAAACUUUGGACCAUGGGAGAACAACUUGGUAGUGUGCAACUACGCACCCAGUGCCGUCACUGAAUGGAUGAAACAGGCGAAAAAUUACAAUCAUUCAACAAAUCGUUGCUUAACAGGAAAUUCCUGUGACAGCUACAAGCGGGUUAUCAGCGACCAGACUACACACAUAGGAUGCGCAUAUCACAAAUGUGAAAACUUUGGACCAUGGGAGAACAACUUGGUAGUGUGCAACUACGCACCCAGCUUGAUAUGUGGAAGACCCUACACUGAUGGGACAAAUGGCAGAUGCAAGGAGAAAUCAAGACACUGA
Messenger RNA from Heterobilharzia americana, 474 nucleotides. Lineage: Eukaryota; Metazoa; Platyhelminthes; Trematoda; Strigeidida; Schistosomatidae. The record is from the annotation of a GenBank genome assembly.